UAGUCAACCUUGAAACUAUUGUAAAAAUGUUGGCCAAUUCCGGUUAUGUUAUGACGCUAGCCAAUAGCAUUAUUGGUGUCGGCAUAUUAGCUAUGCCGUUUUGUUUUCAGAAGUGCGGCAUUAUUUUAUCAAUUGUUUUGUUGGUGGCCAGCAAUUGGGUAACACGAAUCUGUUGCCAUUAUCUCAUAAAAACGUCAUUGCUCACACGAAGAAAAAGUAUCGAACUCUUGGGUUUUCAUGCGUUUGGUACAUCGGGCAAAUUGUUGGUAGAGCUAUGCAUCAUCGGUUAUCUGCUGGGUACGUGUAUUACCUAUUUUGUGGUAGUCGGCGAUUUGGGACCACAAAUUGUUAAGAAAAUGUUGUCACUCGAACAUGACUAUCAUCAUUUGCGGACACUGUUAAUGUGUGGCGUAACGCUGGUGUGCAUUAUCCCAUUGGGUAUGUUGAAAAAUGUCAGCAGUUUGUCAACGGUGUGCACCGCAUCGAUUGGCUUUUAUGUUUGUUUGGUUAUCAAAAUUAUUUUGGAAUCGAAAACACACAUUAAGGCCAAUGAUUGGACCGGUGAGGUGGUAUAUUGGCAGCCGAGUGGAGUGCUGCAAUGUUUACCAAUUUUCAGUAUGGCUUUGUCGUGUCAAAUGCAACUUUUUGAAGUCUUCACCACCAUAAAUAAUCAAAGUCUGGAGAAGCUGAACGGUAUUGUGCGUAAUGCAACAUGGAUCUGCACCUUUGUCUAUAUAGCUGUGGGAUUUUUUGGUUAUGUUGCCUUUUGUACGCAGAAAUUUUCGGGAAAUAUUUUAAUUAACCUAUCCCCAUCCUUUGGCAGUGAUGUCAUCAAAAUUGGUUUUGUUCUAUCGGUGGCCUUUAGUUUCCCUUUGGUUAUAUUUCCUUGUCGUGCUAGCCUGUAUUCCUUAUUAUAUCGAAAGGGUCAAAUGGACGCCUCGGCCUAUAUUCCAGAAACCAGAUUCAAAGCCAUUACCCUCUUCAUUGUGAUUUUCUCUUUGGGUGUGGCCCUCACCAUUCCAUCAGUUGAAUUAAUUAUCGGUCUGGUUGGUUCAACAAUUGGUGUUGCGAUUUGUGUUAUGUUUCCGGCAGCUUGUUUCCGAUCAAUUAUACGCAAAAAUAGCAUGGAACGUAGUCUGGCCCAGCUAAUAAUUAUUGGUGGGUUUUGUCUUAUGAUUUUGGGUACGUACGCCAAUCUUUCCGCCAUUGAUGAAAAAAGUUCCGGACCCCAUAUGGAAGUGGCAAAAAUUGAUGAAAUCUUGCUGAAACCAACAGAGCUACCAGCGCCUCAUAAUCUCCUGGAUGAAAAAAUUAAAAAUAUUGAAAAGGCUAUGGAAGAGAAAUAUGCGGCCAAAGUUGAAGAAGAAAAUAAAAAUCAGGGACUAAAACAGAGUCUGGAAAAUCCCAUUAAGGCCAAUAAUAAUUCACAAAUAACAGCGAAGAUAGAGAAACCAUCACCGCCACCAUUGCCGGUGGAUGAAAUACAUUUACCACAUGUCGAUGAGGAUAUAAAGGAAAAGAAAGUUGAGGAGGUUAAAACGGAUUUGGGGCUAGAGAAAAAUGAGGAAAAUGUCCAGCCACCAGCUGCCCCUAAAGAAGAAGAAAUCAAUAUUCAAGCAAAAGAAAGUAAAUCAGACAUUAAAAUUGUGGAAAACAAAGAGGUAGGGGAUAAGAAAUCAGAAAAUUCCAAAACCACAGCUGCAUUGCCACAACAAACCAUUGACCAUGAUGCCAUUCGCAAGGAUGAAGAAAUUGCCAAAGAAGAAAUGAAAAUUGAAAAUAAGCAAGAAAACGAAGAGCUAAAGAAAACCAAGGAAGAAUUGGAGAAAACAAAAGAUUUACUUGAAAAGAAAGUCGAAGAACUCAAGGAGGAGUUGGUAAAACAAAAUCAGGAAACCCAGAAUUUGGUGGUAGAAAAACUGGGAGAAGUUGUAGAGAAAUUUGAGGAGAUCGAACGUAAAGUACAAAAUCAAAAGGUAGAUGAUAGACAGGAUAAACCAGCUUUGAAUGAUCAAGCUGUCAAAGGUGAGGAGAAAGUGAAAGAAGAAAAACAAGACUUAAACAAAGUUAACAAUACAGCGAAUGCUGUCGUAACACCCAGUAAAGGGUCAUUAAUUUCCAUAUUGACUGAUAAUAGAAAUUUAAGCAAUGAUCUCCAUGCACAACCAGAAUCUGCAGUCUAUGAACCUUUGUCAUAUAAAACCGGUGAAUUAAUUGAACAUGCCCGCAAUAGCAGCAGUAAUUUGGAAAAACGUUUACCAUUACCAUUGGCUUUGCUCAUCAAUGCAUCACAGGCAAAAAUAAAUGAAAGCAUUUCAAAUAAUAAAAUCCCAAAAGAAACUUUAAAUGUGACAAAUUCAAAUAAUGCCAACAGAACCCAAGAAACGGAUAAAAUCAACAUUGAUUCUAUUCGAAGAGAAAUUUUACAAUUACAUGAAACCGCCGAAAAUAGUAACUCUCCCACCAAUGAUAACACCCAACAACACCAACCGCUAGACAAUAAAAACAACGCACAUCGCAUGAAGCGUUCCAAUCUAAUGUCUGAAGAUAAUUGCCUACCAGAACCAAAUAUUGAAAAUUUAUUGGCCGGUUCCUCUAGUUUAGGUAAUGCCGCUGGAGAUUUGGAAAUGAAAAUUGGUCGUGAUUUAAAAUCUAUUGAUAGUGAAGAUUAA
Messenger RNA from Musca vetustissima, 2672 nucleotides. RefSeq names its product putative sodium-coupled neutral amino acid transporter 10. Gene Ontology annotation, biological process: amino acid transmembrane transport. The coding region runs from base 27 to 2672 and encodes 881 amino acids. Gene Ontology annotation, molecular function: amino acid transmembrane transporter activity. The record is from RefSeq and is a predicted model, not a curated record. The transcript is spliced from 6 exons. NCBI's taxonomy places the organism in Eukaryota, Metazoa, Arthropoda, Insecta, Diptera, Muscidae.